GUUGGUGAAUUCGCUCUCUUUUAUUUCUUCCAGACUGAGGACUAAUCAGUACAACUGCCCGCGAUUACGGGAUAGGCUACACUGCCUGGGAAGGGCAAUCUACAGCUCAUGCUAACGUAGGAUGCACACAGAAUCAUCCGGUUAUCCAGGGAAGAAUUGAUCACAAAAUGCGUCCUGGAUUCUCUAUUUGCGUGGCAGAUACACGGUAGCAGCGACUUUGGGUUAACCAGGUCUUUACGCCAACCAACGUAGCUGAAUGUUAGCAGUUAGCAACGAAGGUGGGGAACGGUGGAUCUCUACAGAUGGAUUAAUAUACUGUGAAAAUAUGUCUACCUAUUAUCGAGUGGUAACGUCCAAACAAAUCGACAACAAAGUUUCAGAACUGCUUUUUGCAUUGGGACUGAAAUAAGAACAGCACGACCUGCGGCGUAAAGCCUGUCAAGCUUUGCUUGAGUGACUUGUUACUUGCAAAUGCUGUAAUUCAAAAAUUAAACCGCAUUGCCCCUAGCCAUUUUGACUGCGUCGACUUCAGAAUCGGACAUUGUAGCAAUCUCCGUAUCUGACUAAGGUCGGAUGUGAGCCAACAAUCGUUAAUACUCUGCUAUCAAAGGUGCAACAUCCUGUGCAGGCUGAGACGUUGUUUAGUUUGCAACUCCCUUACUAGAUGACUGAUUUGUGUUGCAACGAGUAGCUACCUAUCGGAUGUCCCUAUGUCUUGCAUUAAUGCAUCUGACAAAGAAUGUGUAAAUAUUCAUCUUAGGGUCAUGUAAAGGCCUACGUGGUAAAUAUAUUAUGACAACGGAUGGCCUUUGGAUUCCGAGUUUGGUUGAAGAAGUGUGAAAUCUUGGAUUCAUUAAAACGUAUGACUCCUCGCCGUUCGUAACCGGUUGCCUCUCAAGGACAAUUGCUUAUUUUUCCGUGUAUGGUGGGCAUAUUGGUUUGGAUGACACUGCAGUCCCAUUUCUACAUUUGGAAUUAACACGUAAACUGAGCUAGGUGUUUGACACAACGGGGAAGGUGGAGCAUUGUCCGUCGAACGUGUUGACGCAGUGGGAUUUGUACGUCUGGUCGGCCUUCCCUCCCGCCCUUCCCGCUGUGACGGUGAUGGGUCGGAAGCGGUGUGUCGGUGCAGAUUGUUCCAAGAUGGCGGCCGGGUGCUGCGGGGUGAAGAAGCAGAAGUUGUCGGGAUCCCCUGGGUCUGGAGGUCCCGGCGGAGCGGCUAGUGGGGUAGCUGGUAGCGGGCAUUGUGGAUCGGACUUGGGGAUUGGCUCGUCCGCUGCUGUUGCGGCAGGGAACGUGAACCGAGUGAACGGCCUAGGGGGGCCAGGGAGUAGUAGUAGUAGCAGUAACAGCAACACUCUGUCCCCUUCCUCGGGGGGAAGCUACAACUCCACUGCCCUCUCCCCUCAUCUCAGCCCCGGCUCCAGUGGAUCUGGGAGCGGAGGUAGGAAAAUGGUCGUGUCAGCUGAGAUGUGUUGCUUCUGUUUCGACGUCCUUUAUUGUCAUCUCUACGGAUACCAACCUCCACGGACACCCAGGUUUACAAACGACCCCUAUCCACUGUUCGUCACUUGGAAAAUUGGCAGAGACAAGAGGUUGAGGGGUUGUAUAGGUACAUUUUCUGCCAUGAACCUGCACUCAGGACUCAGGGAGUACACCCUUACUAGUGCCCUUAAAGACAGCCGCUUUCCCCCCAUGACGAGGGAUGAGCUGCCACGUCUCUUCUGCUCAGUAUCUCUGCUCACCAACUUUGAAGAUGUUGGUGAUUAUCUUGACUGGGAGGUUGGUGUGCAUGGCAUUAGGAUAGAAUUUUUCAAUGAAAAAGGAUCAAAACGCACAGCCACCUAUCUUCCGGAGGUUGCAAAAGAACAAGGAUGGGACCACAUUCAGACCAUAGAUUCCUUACUUCGCAAGGGAGGUUAUAAAGCUCCCAUCACAAAUGACUUCAGGAAGAGCAUUAAAUUGACCAGGUAUCGUAGUGAAAAGAUGACUAUGAGCUACGCAGAAUAUAUUGCUCAUCGCCAACACCAUCACUACCAGAAUGGCAUUGGGCACCCUCUUCCACCCUACAACCAUUAUUCCUGACACCGAGCCGCAUGACCAGUCACUGGACCUCUCAGCAGACCUCUUCCCAGGAGAGCCCGCCCCCUCGUGGUCUAGCUAUCUUUACUACUGUACCAUUUUAUGAUGAUAGUUUCCGUUGCCGUGCUGACCGUCUUUUUGAUGGCUCAUGGCAACGGGCUUGGCAAAUUAAGUCUGAUAUUGAUUUACUAAAGAAGCAAAAAUUCCUAUUUUUCCUUUCAUGUAUUUUAGUUUUUGCAGCAUAUAUUUCCGUUACCCUUUUGUGAAUUAAGAGGUGAAAGUGGAGAAAUAAUGACCCCUUAUCAGGUUUAAAUUUUGUGGAUGGAGUUGAUAGCCCCAAAUUUUGAUUAGUUUUAUUCUGGUUAUGCAAAAUUGUAGUAUUUGUUCUACUUUUAUUUUUAUUUUGUUCUCUUCAAAGUCUGACAAGACUUUUUCUCCCUGAGUGUUGCCAUGUGUGUCGGGUACAUGUAAACAUUCAUGAUCUAUAACCCAAGUUUUUUCUCCUGAAAUCAGUGGACCAUCAUGAAUUUUUGGUGGGUUUUAAUGGUUGUGGAUGUGUUUCAGUUGUUUGCCUCAUGACCCCUUAUACAUCUUGUAGUUAUUAUACAAGGGUCUGCUUCUCUUUGUUUAGUUUUGGAAAGCUUUGACUAUUACUCAAUAUUGAAGUCAAUUGGCCAAGAUACUUCCCAACAUUAUAAUUCUGGAUAUUAGACGCUAUUGUUCUUCACUUGACUGAAUUAUCUUAAGCUGAGUUGUAUCGCUCCCAUUUUGUGCAAGUUUUUGAGGAUUGUUUUUUUUCCUGAAUAUAAAUUCAAACCACAGGGACAUGCCAUAGAAAAGACUAUAAGCCAUAUUAAUUUUCUUACUGCAUGCAGAGUAGGUUCUGGGUGUCUCUUUCCCCUUCAGUUUUGACAUCUAGGCGCCACUCUGUUUACCUGAAUUUUUUGGCUAAUGGCUGUGUAGUCAAGGUUUUUCCCUUGAAGGCAAAGCUGGUAUUUCUGAUUGUAUCUGCCAUUUACUAUGAGUCUUAUCCUUGCGUGACAUUUGUUGGUUAUGUUAGCAGUCUUGGUUUGGGUCACAUUUUGUGACGGUUUUGUAAAGUCUUGAUAUAUUGUGGUUGUAGCCUCUCGAGUGCACCAUCACGGUGUGAAUAAUGUUUACAUCUAUCUACAAAAACAAAUAAACUGUAACAUAUACUAUUUAAUGAGUGAAUAUUUAGAGAAGAUCAUUUUAAGAACACUCACAAUAGACCAAUGGGGCUGGUAAAGAGAAGAUAAUUUUUCAGACUUAAAGGUUAUAUUUAAUGGCUUUUGUUCACAAGAUUCACAGGUUGCAGCUAUGUGUUGCAGUUUGGUGCAAUCAUGUGAGGCCACACAAGUGAUUUAUGAACUCCUUUUUAUCUUUUUAAACACCGGUGAAGUGGUCUGCACACUUUGCUGUUGCGGGGAGGGGGGUGGGGGGUGGCUGGGGGUUGCAGCUUGUCUGAGAAAAUCACAGGAUUAGUACUUUAAUGUCCAAGAAUAAUCUUGUAAGUCAUACUGUGUUGUGACAUCCCCCACCCCUCUCCCCCCUACGUAAGUACUUAACGGUACUGUUUUCUGGAGAAGAAACUGACAUUUUUAGAGGUGCUCAAUUGUGAUGAGGCUUCUACAUGUCACUAUAAGGACAUUGUUGUUUCCUACAUUGUGCACAAUAUUAAGGGCUUUUGGUGUUCCAUCCACAGUUACCCUAUUACUCCCAGAGAUGACCCUGAUUUCAGUUGUGUUGCCUUAAAAAUGAAUUACUUGACACACAUGAACCAGUAAAUUGGCAGCCCGACUUUACCUCUUCUCUGUAUAUUUUUAAGAUUUCCAGGCAUAGAUCACCAUUUUCCACACAUUGAAAUGAUACACUUGAUUGUUUUGACCUAAUUUCUUUUUUUCUGAUAUUAUGCCCAGCAGCGUUAGCUCAAUUAUUUCAUUUCCAUAGAUAUGGGAGAUGUUCGAGCCAGCUUUAGUAUAUCUAAAUACAAUAAUUUUUAUUACGCUGUAAUGCCAUUUGGGAAUUGUGACUUGGAGGCUGCUAAAAAAGCUCAAAUUUCACAUUUUGUGGUGUUUGUUGUAUGUCAUCUAAGUCAUGUAAAUGCCUUUUUUCU
Molecule: messenger RNA, 4216 nt
Organism: Sardina pilchardus (European sardine)
Lineage: Eukaryota; Metazoa; Chordata; Actinopteri; Clupeiformes; Clupeidae
Gene: ammecr1
Product: AMMECR nuclear protein 1
Exons: 6
Coding region: 1105-2085 (326 amino acids)
Source: RefSeq, a predicted model, not a curated record